This is a messenger RNA of Hyalella azteca, 329 nucleotides long. RefSeq names its product alpha-glucosidase-like. The transcript has a single exon. The record is from RefSeq and is a predicted model, not a curated record. The annotation marks the transcript as partial. Lineage: Eukaryota; Metazoa; Arthropoda; Malacostraca; Amphipoda; Hyalellidae.
AUGGAAGACACUUUCGUUUCGUUCGAGGAUUCCCAAGACCCGUCGGGUUGCAUUUGGGGCCCCGACCGUUACAUGGAGUUCAGUCGUGACCCCGAGAGGACCCCAAUGCAGUGGGACAACUCGACCCUAGCUGGCUUCACAGACGGACCCUCCUCCUGGCUUCCUGUUAAUGAAAAUUACGUCACAUUGAACGUUGCUCAGCAGGAAGCUGCCGACCAGAGCUGCAUUAAAAAUUACAAGCAGUUGACGACCCUCAGGAAAGCUGAAGUUUUCUUCUCCGGAGAGCUUGCCUUCCCUGUGAUUACGAAUGAAAUUUUCUCAUACGUCAG